CGACGUGGCUGCGCAGGCGGCGCGGGGUGAGGGGUGAGCGGGCAGCGGCCGCGCCGACGGCCUGUCUGUCUGUGUCUGCCCGCCUGUGUGUUGCAGGCGCCGGUUCCCUGGACGGGUCGGGCCGCCAUGCUGCCGAGCGCAGGCUCCUCCCGUGCCGCUGGCGCCGCUCUGAGGCCGCGCCUCCGGCUGCAGGCCGGGCUCGCCGACUGCGUGUGAGGCGGCGCCGCCGCGCCGUGUGAAGAUGGAAGGAAUACUUUACAAGUGGACCAACUACCUGACGGGUUGGCAGCCUCGUUGGUUCAUACUGGACAAUGGAAUACUUUCUUAUUAUGAUUCUCAGGAUGAUGUUAACAAAGGCAGCAAAGGGAGUAUCAAAAUGGCUGUUUGCGAAAUUAAAGUACAUUCAACAGAUAACACACGAAUGGAGCUGAUUAUUCCUGGAGAACAACAUUUCUAUGUCAAAUCAGUCAAUGCUGCUGAGAGGCAGAGAUGGUUGGUGGCACUAGGCAGUUCGAAAGCAUGUCUUGCAGAUACAAGGACUAAAAAAGAAAAAGAAAUCAAUGAGACCAUUGAAUCUCUCAGAACUAAGAUGUCCGAACUUCGGUUGUAUUGUGACUUGCUAAUGCAGCAAGUGCAUACAAUACAAGAGUCUGUUAAACAGGAUCAGCCAGGUUUGACGCCACCUGCUGAGAAUAUGAAUGAAGCCUCUUCUUUGCUCAGUGCCACGUGUAAUACCUUCAUUACAACUCUUGAAGAGUGUAUGAAAAUAGCCAAUGCCAAGUUUAAGCCAGAAAUGUUCCAGUUUACUCACUCCGAUCCACUUGUCUCUCCUGUUUCACCAUCACCAGUUCAGAUGGUUCGGAUGAAACGAUCAAUUAGUCAUCCUGGUACCAUUCUUUAUGAUGGCAGGAAACUGGACGCUCCUCACCAAAAGGAAAUGCUUAUUGCAACGUUACGGCCUGAAGUGCACAGGAGAAUACGGACGUAUUCAGAUACUGAAUCAUACAAUGAUGGUGGUCUGGAUGAUCCAGAAAAGAUUGCUUAAAUUUCUCGAAAUUCUUUAUUGACUGCAAAUGGUGAAUUUCCUCCAGUGACCAUUCUGGAAGAAAAUGCUGCAAUCUCAAGGAAGAAAACCGGGACAGAGGGUCAUUUUGUUGCACUUUCAAGUUGAAUAUCUGAAUUAAAAUGGAUUUAAAAUAUGAUCACUGCUAAUAUUGCUAUGCAAUUACUGCUAGCAUUUAGAUAUUGCAACAAGAGGGAAAUGGUUUCCCAGUUAAAUGGUUUUCCCUGCACUUUAUAAUACGACAUCAAGUCAGAAAACCUGAGAAGCUUACCCAACCUUAUUUCUAUUAUAUAUUUUCAGUAAGUUACAACUGUAUUUUCUACAGUAUUGUGUAAUAAACCCACUGAAGAUCAGUGAUCAUCUGAUUUCAGAACUUUGCCAUACAGAACAAUGGUACCAUUGAGUUAAUAACAACUGUGAAGCUUCAGUGGUGAAAUAAGGACGCAACACAUGACUAAAGACAGCAUUGCCGGAGGUGUGCACUUUGGGGAUUGUUGGCCAGGAUUUGAGAGAAGGAAUUAAAUCCUUGGGGCUGCACAAAUUCACUGUAUGCACCCGUGUAUCCUUGGACAAUGAGCAUUCUGGAGGAAUUGCAGUUGGAUGUUGUUUCUAUUUACACCUUUUAUUUGACUUUGUAGUUAGUACAUGUUGAAUGAAACCUGUUAUGUAUAUGAACAUUGAGUACUGUUGUAGGAUGAGGUUUGGAUUGUGCUUCAUUUUUUUAGUAGCAGACAAUUAGUACUGGUUAUACCAGAACUCAUAGGUAUAGAAGCAGUUUCUGAAACAAAGUUAAAACUAUUGUGCUCUGCAUUACCUUUUUGAAAGAGAAAUUAGUAGAUUCUAUCCACUUAAAUAUUAAAGGAAUGAAAAGGUGUAUUUUCUAUUCAAUAAAAAUACAUUGAUAAAAUACAAUAGUGACCCAGGUACAAUUGUAACUGGCAACUAUAGAAAAUAAAUUACUUUUUUAUAUGACCAUCUUCAUUUGAGGUAAAGGGAAAAGUUUUUCAUUUGAGUUGAAACCUUCAAUGGUUUAAUUGGCUAAUAUGGCAAGCAAAAGUUAUUUGGUUUAAAUGGUUUAAAAUAAACAUUUUGUAACUCUUAAACCAGUUAUUUCCAGUCUAUUUGCAGAAAUGUAACCUGUUGUGCAAUGGAAGAGAUUUCAGAGCUCUGGUGUUUCCUUAUCACUUGUGCCAUAUUUAAGCAGAGGUCUGAAAUAAAGCCAGAAUAGUGAAUUGUAGCUCACACGAAUUUGUUACCUGGAUUUAAAUUAGAUGACCGGAAAAAGGAUAAUUUGUCCCACUUUUCCCUAAAUGUAAUGCAUUUAUAUAUUAACAAUUCAAUAUCAAUCAUCAGUUAAAAUCUUUUCAAUCCCAAUUACUUUUGUUGCUCUUAUUUAUAUGCUGGGUAUGCUGUCAAUGCAGUUUAUUUAGCAAUCUGUUUCUUCCAAUAUAAACAAUAUGAUUACAACAUAGGGUGGAAUUAUAUUACUUUAACACAUUUAGUAGAAACAGUUGUAGUGUUAAACUUUGUUUUACUGCCUAUUAAACUUAACAACAUUCCAGUGUUUUUAGACUCCAUUCUCCAAAAUGCCAUUGUUUUAAAUGAAAAAUAUUUAAGUUUGCAAUGUUUGCGUAUUUUUCUAAUAAUAGACAACGUGUUGUGAUGAUUUCAUAAUUCCAUGAUUUAUAAAAACUACACUUCAGACAUGUUAGUGUUCUAAACAUAGAUUCACUGAUGUGCAGGGUAUACACAGCACUUUAAUGUCCAAAACCCCAAGGCCUAGUCUAAGAGGAGAAUGUCUAAAUUUGGUCCCCCAAACCAGCCUUUAAAGAUAGAACUAGUAUUAAACAAAUAAAAGUGUCAACAUACUAGUAAAUAAUGGAAUUAAUGAUACCAAGUGAGAAAGAGUAAUUUAAUGCUAUUAACUAUGCUAUCAAUUUGUUCUUUUGUGAAUAUUAAAUACUGUGAAUAUUAAGAGUUUGCAUGCAGAAUUUGUAAAAUGGACAGAUUUAUAUCAUGCAUUUUUGUUUUUAACAAGUCCAUAGCUUCAGGCAUUCAAGCUUAAAAUUCAUGAUGUUCUAAUUUAGCUGAUAACUGGAAGCCUCCCGUUUGUGAACUGCCUGGUCUCUGCUGGAGCACCAAUAACAAAUUUGAACGUUGGUACCCUGGGUCUCAGGAGAGGAAAAUCCAACCAGAAUUUCAAUUACCAUCUCUUCUCAACUUUGCCAUCCUCUUGGGGUAUGUUUUCAGAUGUCUGUGAAGAUGGAAUUAUGUGACUUCCCCAUUCCAGUCAACUGCCACACCUUUUUUUGUAUCCAUUGAGGUUUGUUAAUAUUGCUCUGGCGUUUUGCAUGAAUAACAGGCCCCUUGGAUAAAAAUUGAAUCCAGAGCUGAGCAGCACAAAUUAAAGCUGGAAAGGAGGGAAGAAAAUGUCCCACUUAAUUGUCUUAAAACAUGUAGCACUAAGUUUUAUUAGUGAUUUUUUUCCGCUGUUAUAAAUUACAAUGAAAUAAAAUUGUUCACUUUUCAAAUUUUUAUGCUUUUCACUGAUUAACUAUAAUAGUUUAAAUGUUAAUACAUUCACAUCAAGAGAAUAUAAUUGCUUUUAGAGCAGAUAUUUUGAAGUAUUGUAAUCUAAAUCGGGUAUUGUGGAGCCAUUAAGAUAUCAGCAUGAUUGAUUUAUAAUGUCAUGUAUAAAAUGUGAAUUUUGCUCUCGGUCAAUGUAAAUAACUAUUGGGGAAAGGACAAUAAUACUGCUUUCAGGAUGUCCUUUAGGAUUUGCUGGUUCGAUGUGUGAAAUGGCCUGCUUUUUCUCGAUGACGGAUUUUAUAAAGAAAUUAAAUUGUUCUGAAAAUA
Amblyraja radiata (thorny skate) is the source of this 3919-nucleotide messenger RNA. It is a transcript of the gene plekha3, whose product is annotated as pleckstrin homology domain containing, family A (phosphoinositide binding specific) member 3. The transcript has 8 exons. Gene Ontology annotation, cellular component: trans-Golgi network; recycling endosome; early endosome. Bases 242 to 1045 code for a protein of 267 amino acids. NCBI's taxonomy places the organism in Eukaryota, Metazoa, Chordata, Chondrichthyes, Rajiformes, Rajidae. Gene Ontology annotation, biological process: retrograde transport, endosome to Golgi; receptor recycling; endosome organization. The record is from RefSeq and is a predicted model, not a curated record.